AUGUGCCUGGGAGGGAGAGGCACAUAGAAAGUUAGGCUCUCAGAGCCCUGGAACAUAGAGUCAGAACAAGAGAUGAGUGAAAAUUGUACAUUGACUGUAAGUCAGAGUAAGAGGGUUCUGUACCUGGCUCUUUGGAGUAGAGAUCUUGGCAGGAAUCUCAGGCUGUCCCCAAUGACUAGAGGAGCCGUGGCUGAUUCAGCCAUGGACAGGAGUGCGCUUGCCGAGCUGGAAUUUCGGACACUGACUGACCAGGUGUGCUGGAACUCUGACACUCUAAGAAGGGAUGCAAUGUCUACCAACAAUGUAAUCUGUAUGAAACCAGUUAGGAAUCAAAGAAGUUGCCGCUGGCGCUGCCUUUUGGCAGGGGAGAUUUUCCUUGUGAUCCUGUUCUUUGUUGCCAUCAUCUUCCUGCUGCCUCUCUACCUACAGGACUACUCCCACCUGCAGAGAAACCAACAACAAAUGGAGGCGCUACGUCUGAAUAUGAGUGACUCAAUGGAGGAAAGAAUAAAACGCCAAGAAGCUAGCCACCUACUUUCUAAUAAUGUGUCUUCCCUAAAGCAGAAUGUCAGUUUCUUGCACGAGGUCCUCAUCCCUGAGCUCCGGCUGAACCAAACCCAACUGCUGCAGGACAUAGUGAGGCUGGAGACAAGCUAUCGCAACCAAACCGACCAAUAUGGGGCCCUGCAGGAAACCUAUGCCUACCUGAAAGGGAGUUAUUACUUUCUUCCUAAGGAGAGCCCACUGCUUCACAACUGCAAUGGACAGGACUCCAAGAAUGGCUACCGCGUGUGCCCCUUUUGCCUCCAUGGGUGGUAUUUCUUUGGCAUGUCCUGUUAUUUGCUGUCCUCGGAUCCUCAAAGCUGGGAGGAGAGCUCUCUGUGGUGCAGAAAGGAAGGGGGCCAUCUGGUGGUGAUUAGCAGUAUAGAGGAGCAGAAUUCUUUGCAAGACCUGGUGAAUGAGACUGUUUGGAUUGGCCUUUCAGACCGGGAAGUGGAAGGAGAAUGGCGCUGGGAAGAUGGAAGCCCCUUUGGGUCUGGUCCCAGAUUCUGGGCCCCAGGUCGGCCUAAUAACUCUGGGGAUGACGACUGCAUCACGUUGCUGCCUGCCGCUGGGUGGAAGGAUGACAGUUGCAUCAAGCUAUACACAGGCGUGUGCGAGGACAGUGCUGGCGAGCUGACAUUGCCCAGUAAUGCGUCUCUUGUCUAGUCUGUGUCACUUGUUACACAUCCAGAGGCCACAGUGGCCCCCACUCUCUGCUUCACACUGUCUGAAGCCAAUAGUGAGUCAGGUGCUCAAUUCUUGUGCAGUAGUUUCAUUUGAUGUGUUUGCUCUCUCGCACCCACUGUUUGCUGCUUUCUACACCAAAUGCUUCUUCCCUCCAGGCAACAGGGGGUCAAAGUUUGGGGAUGCUUGUUUAGAGUGUGAAAAAUAAAUCACAUUGAAUAGUGAGGCGACAUGCCCUGUGCAAUGCUUCAGUGCCCCAGAGCUGUGCCCAGAGCAUUCCAUUCUGUACCCCCAGCUAUCUGGGACCUCAGCACGGGUUAAAUGUCACUUACUGGAAAUUUCAGCAGUAGGGGAAGGCUUCACGACGGAGCACUUUGAUCUCAUCCACUUUUGGCAAUUUAUUAAGGGUCUGGAAAUGUUCCUGAAAUUAGGAAGACUUCCAAGCACAAGGAGGCAGUUGAAUUGCAUCUCUUUAACUGCAGGGGGGUUGUCGUACACAUUUCCCUCUCUUUUCAAAGGGGUGAUACAGUGGAGGGACUUUGCCCAAAAUAACACCAGCGGGAUUACAAUUCAUCUCUUGUUCAGGGAUGGAUAGUUUAUGAUUGUUUAUGUUUUAGGCUCUCGCUUAUUUCUCUUUGUACAGAUAUAGAAACACUUAAGAGCCCUAUAAUAAAUCUGAAAAUAAGA
Xenopus laevis (African clawed frog) is the source of this 1914-nucleotide messenger RNA. Its product is annotated as C-type lectin domain family 10 member A. Lineage: Eukaryota; Metazoa; Chordata; Amphibia; Anura; Pipidae. The transcript has 6 exons. The record is from RefSeq and is a predicted model, not a curated record. The coding region runs from base 73 to 1209 and encodes 378 amino acids.